AUGCCUCGUAGAAGUUUCCAUAGAAAUCAGAAAUCCCUGGAUGGUCCCUUCACAGUGAAGACUCUUCUCAGUCUCCUUCGUCGGUGUACGGUUACGGUUACCAACAGUCGAAGUGAGUCAGCACUGCAGGCGCCCGAGGAGGAGCCGGGAAACGAUACCAACACUGACUACACCUGCUGCGGUCACAAUUACUGCAGCUUUCAUGCCAAGGAUAUCCCACAGCCCUUGGCGAAGGACGUCUUCAUGCUGAUCAUGAUCUAUGUACCGUGUCUUGUGAUCGCAGUCGUCCUGGUAGUUUUCUUCUUGGAUCCGCUCACUCGCUAUGGCGAGGGCCGCAAGGGUUCUCAUUCCAAGAAUAGCACUGUCCUGAGAAAUAUGUUGGCCACAUUUCGCCAGAUGAAGCGGACCAAUCAGCAGAUGCUCAUCCCUCUGACCGUUUUCAUCGGGCUGGAGCAGGCCUGGAUAGCGGCGGAGUACACGCAGGGAUUUGUGGCCUGUGCCCUCGGCGUCAACAUGAUCGGCUAUGUGAUGAUCACUUGGGGGGUUAUGGACUCCUUAGCAUGCGCCUUUUUUGGCAUAGCGAUGAAGUACAUCGGCCGUUCAAUGAUUAUAUUUAUAGGUGCAUCCUUGAACGUCAUCAUAAUGGGAUUCAAGCUCCAUUAUCGGCCAGUGCCGGACCAUCCCGUUGUCUUCUAUGCUCUAGCCGGAGUCUGGGGCAUCAGUGACGCCGCUUGGGUCACCCAGAUCCAGGCCUUCUACGGACUCCUCUUUCGACGGCACAAGGAGGCCGCCUUCUCCAACUAUCGCCUGUUCGAGUCGGUCGGAUUUGUGCUCGGCUUCAUCUACUCCAGCCUGCUGUGCAUCCAGUCGAAACUCUACAUCAUGCUGCUUAUACUCACACUGGGCCUGAUCGGAUUUUUGGCCGUUGAGGUGCUCUAUCAGAAUAAGGUGAGUGUUUUCCCAGGUGUGGUGGGUUUCGGCUGUGGGGGGGCCGCUCAAUUGUGA
Messenger RNA from Drosophila persimilis, 1005 nucleotides. Its product is annotated as UNC93-like protein. Gene Ontology annotation, biological process: regulation of muscle contraction; regulation of potassium ion transport. NCBI's taxonomy places the organism in Eukaryota, Metazoa, Arthropoda, Insecta, Diptera, Drosophilidae. Gene Ontology annotation, molecular function: potassium channel regulator activity. Bases 1 to 1005 code for a protein of 334 amino acids. The transcript is spliced from 3 exons. Gene Ontology annotation, cellular component: plasma membrane; striated muscle dense body. The record is from RefSeq and is a predicted model, not a curated record.